This is a messenger RNA of Meyerozyma guilliermondii ATCC 6260, 798 nucleotides long. RefSeq names its product holocytochrome c synthase (gene CYC3). Gene Ontology annotation, cellular component: mitochondrion. Gene Ontology annotation, molecular function: holocytochrome-c synthase activity. Bases 1 to 798 code for a protein of 265 amino acids. The record is from RefSeq and is a predicted model, not a curated record. Gene Ontology annotation, biological process: cytochrome c-heme linkage. The transcript has a single exon. Lineage: Eukaryota; Fungi; Ascomycota; Pichiomycetes; Serinales; Debaryomycetaceae.
AUGGGUUGGUUUUGGGCCGAUUCGGCUACUUCCGCUGCUUCUGCGUGUCCUGUGCGUCCUCCGGUGCUGCUGCUGUAUGCUGGAGGAUGUCCAGUUAUAAAAAAGUCCUCGGCCGUUUCCGAUGAAAAAUCCGAGUGUCCGGUCGAUCACGAGUCCAUCCUUAAUCCCAUGAACAAUAUGCCUAUGGAUAUCAGCUCCGAGCGGGCACCAGGCCAAAAAGUGGUGUUGCCUACAGAACGAACGGUGUCUUCGAUUCCAAGAGGAGAAAGUGCCGAUAUGGGAUUCUGGGAAUAUCCUUCUCCACAGCAAAUGUUGAAUGCGAUGCUUCGGAAAGGUAAAGGUUCGGGUAUACCCGAAGAGGCGGUUGAGCUGAUGGUGGGAGUGCACAACUUUCUCAACGAGGCGGCUUGGCAGCAAAUCUCUGAGUGGGAAGCUCCAUAUACGCAAUCCACAAAUGUCUCUCCAAGACUUUUGAAGUUUACUGGAAGACCUCACGACUUGAGUCCUCGUGCAAGAAUGUUUUUGGCACUAGGAAAGUUGUUCCCUGAAACCUUUAAUACGGAACCUCCAUUCGAUAGGCACGACUGGACGGUUUUGCGGUCGCUCGGCAAGGAAAAAGGAUGGCAGAAUGUUCGCUAUGUGAUCGACUAUUAUGGAGCUCCUGACGACGAGGAAACCGGCAUGCCGUCUUUCGUGUUGGACACAAGGCCUGCGCUUGAUUCUGUAGGAAGUGCUAUCGAUAGAGCCAGCCAUUGGGCCAAGCCUCUUUGGAAGAAAGCUAUGGGCGAGCCGUACUAG